Molecule: messenger RNA, 2169 nt
Organism: Anas platyrhynchos (mallard)
Lineage: Eukaryota; Metazoa; Chordata; Aves; Anseriformes; Anatidae
Gene: PTPN7
Product: protein tyrosine phosphatase non-receptor type 7
Biological process (GO): protein dephosphorylation; signal transduction
Cellular component (GO): cell junction; cytosol; plasma membrane
Molecular function (GO): protein kinase binding; protein tyrosine phosphatase activity
Source: RefSeq, a predicted model, not a curated record
GGGGGAGAAGGAGGGAGAGGAAGCGGCAGAGGCAGCAGCUCCUUUGAUAAGCAGCUUCCUGAACACUUUCAAACCCUGGUGUUAGACCGACACGCGCGGCACCCGCGGCCCUGUGCCGGCCCGGACGGAGCCCAUGCCUCGGGGCAGCAGCUGCUUCUCCUCUGAUGGCUCCUUGACCCCUCGGCAGCUGAGGGCCGCCCGCCGCCACCCGCCGUGCUUCAGGCCGAGGGCUCCGUGGCUGCCGCAGCAUGGUACAGACCUGCUCGGUGUGCUCCGGAGCUCAUAAGGGCAGCCUGACCCCGCGGGCAGCCAGGGGGGACAUGGAGAGGACGGAGAAACCCAGCCCGUCCGCCAAGAAGCACGUGAGGCUCCAGGAGAGGAGGGGCUCCAACGUGUCGCUGAUGCUGGACAUGAGCUCGCUGGGCAGCGUGGAGCCCAUCCAGCCCGUCUGCACGCCGCGGGACAUCACGCUGCAGUUCCUGCGGACGUCCAGCCGCGUGCUGAGCAAGGAGGAGCUGCAGCAGCGCGCCCAGAGCCUGGCCCAGCUCCAGGAGGAGUUUUCGAAAAUCCCACCCAACUUCGUCAGUCUGGAAGAGCUGGAGAUCCCUGGACAUGCCUCCAAGGACAGAUACAAAACCAUCCUCCCCAAUCCUGAGAGCCGGGUCUGCCUCAGGAGGGCAGGGAACCAGGAGGAAGACAGCUACAUAAAUGCCAACUACAUCACGGGCUACGCGGGGCGCCCCCGGGAGUACAUCGCCACCCAGGGACCCAUGCCAAACACCGUGACCGACUUCUGGGAGAUGGUGUGGCAGGAGGAGGCGCCCCUCAUCGUCAUGAUAACCAAGCUGGAGGAGCGCAAAGAGAAAUGCUUCCACUACUGGCCUGAGAAGGAGGGCACCUACGGCCCCUUCACCAUCCGUGUGCAGGGGGUGAGCGAGUGCGCGGAGUACCUGGUCCGGGACCUCUCCAUCCAGCUGCAAGGUGAACGCCGCCAGGUCAAACACAUCCUCUUCCCUUCCUGGCCGGACCAGCAGACGCCCGAGUCAGCCAAGCCCCUGCUGCACUUGGUGUCCAAGGUGGAGGAGACGCUGCAGGCUGCGGCCAGCCCGGGGCCCAUCGUUGUGCACUGCAGCGCAGGCAUCGGCCGGACGGGGUGCUUCAUCGCCACCAGGAUCGGGUGCCAGCAGCUGAAGGACACUGGAGAGGUGGACAUCCUGGGCAUCGUGUGCCACCUCCGCAUCGACAGGGGUGGGAUGAUCCAGACGAGCGAGCAGUACCAGUUCCUCCAUCACACGCUGGCUCUGUACGCUUCCCAGCUGCCAGAGGAGGGAGGCCACUAGCGCCGGGCUCCGCCGCUGCCCGGCCUCGCUCCGACCUCCCCGGCACCAGCCUCGGGGCUGCCUCCACUGAGCCCUCUCCUCCUCUGCCCAGCCACUCAGCACGGCGUGGGGAAGCCUCCCUGGAGAAGCACAGCUGAGAAAACCCACCGGGAUCACAGCAUCGCGACCCCAGGGACAAUAAAAACUUCGGGAGGGGGUUGCCCAGGGGCUGCAGGGGGUGCUCAGGGUGCCUGCUGCUGGCACAAGGCGGAUCCCACCCGUGGAAAGAAGCUUUGCCUUUUUACAUUGUUUUCUCCUCAACCAGAAGAACAAGCCGUGCGGAGGAUCUGAAGGCUCUGGUUUGCCUUGUAGCCACCCAAAAAGCUGCGUCCUGCUCUACUUGGGGCUGGCACUGCUACAGGGAAAGAACCGGAGCCUCUCCGGCUUGCUCCAACCACCCCGCGAUGCUUUUCUGGCUAAAGAUCCACCCUGACAAAUCAGACACACCUUGGUACGGAAAAGCUGUCCUCCUAAAGACCCACUUUGACAAUUUGGUGCCAAAGGAGCUCUGGCGGUCGCCGCUUGCUUCCUCUUUGCCUUCAGCCAUCGCCUUCCCUCCAGCCUUAACGCAGAGGAGACCCCCGAGCGUGCUGCAGUCCUGCCAGCAACCCAUUCCCCAUGGCCACCCAGCCUUUUGUUACACGAGGGUUGGGGCUUUCUGUUCUCAUUUUUUUGUUGUUGUUGUUUUGUUGGAAUCAGAGCAAAAUAAUACACGGGGUUUGGUUUUGUUCUUUUUUUUGUUGUUGCUGGAAUCAGAGCAAAAUAAUACACAGGUUUUGUUUUUAUUUUA